GCGGGCACUGACCGUCCCUCACGAGGGGACGGGGCGGGGGUUCCAGAUGGGGGAGGAGGGGACGGAGGGCACCGUACAUCUGCUGUGCCUCGCCGCUUCCAGCGGGGUCCCCUUGUUCUGCAGAAGCAACCGCGGCGGCGCCUCAGCCCGCCAGCAGCUCCCGUUCUCUGUCAUCGGCUCCCUCAAUGGAGUCCAUAUGUUUGGACAGAAUCUCGGGGUGCAGCUGAACUCUGCGAGGACCCAGGACACUACCGUGGUGUGGAAAAGCUUCCAUGACAGCAUCACCCUCAUUGUUCUGUCAUCUGUGGAGGGCUCCUCAGAGCUGAGGCUGGAGAGACUGCUCCAGAUGGUAUUUGGGGCCAUGGUUCUCUUCGUGGGGCUUGAAGAACUGACCAACAUCCGUAACGUAGAGAGACUGAAGAAGGAGUUGAGGGCCAGUUACCGCCUCAUCGACAGUUUCCUGGGGGACUCUGAGCUCAUCGGGGACCUGACCCAGUGCGUAGACUGUGUGGUUCCUCCAGAGGGGUCCCUCCUGCAGGAAGCCCUCUCUGGAUUCGCCGAGGCCGCGGGCACGGCCUUCGUCAGCCUGACCGUGUCGGGCCGCGUGGUGGCAGCCACAGAAAGCUGGUGGCGGCUGGGGAUGCCGGAGGCCGUGCUAGUCCCUUGGCUGGCGGGGUCCCUGCCGCCGCAGGCCGCUCGCGACUACCCGGUGUACCUGCCGCACGGGAGCCCCACGGUGCCGCACCGGCUCCUGACCCUGACGCUGCUGCCGGGCUUGGAGCUGUGUCUGCUCUGCGGGCCGCGCCCUCCCCUCAGCCAGCUGGACCCGCAGCUCCUGGAGCGCUGGUGGCAGCCACUGCUGGAUCCCCUGCGGGCCUGCCUGCCUCUGGGACCCCGCGGACUGCCCGCUGGCUUCCCCCUGCACAGCGACAUCCUUGGACUGCUGCUCCUCCACCUGGAGCUGAAACGUUGCCUCUUCACUGUGCAGCCCUCCGGGGAUAAAGAGCCUUCCCCUGAGCAGCGUCGGCGCCUCCUCCGCUCCUUCUACACCCUGGUCACUGCCACCCACUUCCCACCAGAGCAAGGGCCACCAGAGGAGAAGGUGGAGGAUGCAGCCUACCGGGCCCAGGUGCCACGAGCCUGCUACCUGGUGUCAGGAACUGAGAAGCCGGGCACAGGAUGGCGGCUGGUGGCCCUGCAGUUAGGACCACGGCGACUGCUGCUGCUGCUCUCUGCUCAGAGUCCCACCCAUGGGCUUCGGGGCCUGGCCACCCACACUCUGCAUGCGCUCACCCCACUCCUUUGACCACUAGACAGGAGCCACGGCCAGAC
Molecule: messenger RNA, 1332 nt
Organism: Manis pentadactyla (Chinese pangolin)
Lineage: Eukaryota; Metazoa; Chordata; Mammalia; Pholidota; Manidae
Gene: FUZ
Product: fuzzy planar cell polarity protein
Exons: 11
Coding region: 47-1306 (419 amino acids)
Biological process (GO): vesicle-mediated transport; non-motile cilium assembly
Source: RefSeq, a predicted model, not a curated record